AUGAAAAAGCGGCUCAAGCGACAGCGACGAUGCGACGCCAAGCUCGCGAAGCGCGCCGAGGCGAAGAGGCGCAAAGCCGACGUCGCGGCGUCGACCAAGGCGGCGUUUCACUCCAAAGUGAACGCGAUGUCGAGCGAGGCGCGGGACGCGUUUUUCGUCGAGCGCGGCGCGAGGAUCGAGGCGCGACGACGCGAGACGGCGGAGAGGAAGGAAAGGCGACGGGCGCAGCUCUCGUCGGCGUACGGAUUGACGAUCGAUUGCGACGAGGAUCUGACGACGACGAUGGAACGCGAGCGGUGGGGGAGCUUGAUGAAACAGUUGCGCGCGGCGUACGAGAGGAAUUGUAAGACGACGGCGCCGUUUAAGAUGAGCUUCACGCGAAUGAGCGAAGCGUUCGAGGAACAGAUGGGAAGGAUGAACGCGGGGUGGGAGAAUUGGCACGUCGUGCGGUUGGGGAAGACGUUGAGGGAGACGGCGGCGGAGAGCGAGACGACGGCGAAGUCGCUCGUGUAUCUCACCGCCGAUAGCGAGCGCGAACUGCGCGAGAUAGAGGCGGGGAAGACGUACGUCAUCGGUGGGUUCAUCGAUCGUAAUCGACACAAAGGGCUGACGCUGCGCAAGGCUCGGGAAUUGGGCGUCGAACACGCGCGGUUGCCGAUCGGCGAGUUUCUCGAGACGCGCGGCGCGCCCGUGCUCACCGUGAACCAAACGGCGGACGUCUUGACGUCGUUUCUCGAGCGCGGCGAUUGGGGCGAAGCCAUAGAAGCCGUCGUGCCCGCGCGCAAGGUGGUGAAAAUCGCGAAUCGAUCGAACGAGGCGGACGCGAAAAUCAAAGACGCCGAGCGCGCGCGAGACGAAGACGAAGACGAAGACGAAGACGAAGACGCGUCGCCGACCGCCGACGACGACGACGACGCGCCGACGUCCACCGACGGCGCACCGCGAUAA
Ostreococcus lucimarinus CCE9901 is the source of this 948-nucleotide messenger RNA. RefSeq lists its product with no specific name. Gene Ontology annotation, molecular function: tRNA binding. Gene Ontology annotation, biological process: tRNA N1-guanine methylation. NCBI's taxonomy places the organism in Eukaryota, Viridiplantae, Chlorophyta, Mamiellophyceae, Mamiellales, Bathycoccaceae. The record is from RefSeq and is a predicted model, not a curated record. Gene Ontology annotation, cellular component: nucleus. The transcript has a single exon. Bases 1 to 948 code for a protein of 315 amino acids.